Aphanomyces invadans is the source of this 719-nucleotide messenger RNA. RefSeq lists its product as hypothetical. Lineage: Eukaryota; Oomycota; Saprolegniomycetes; Saprolegniales; Verrucalvaceae. Gene Ontology annotation, molecular function: monoatomic cation transmembrane transporter activity. The transcript has 2 exons. The coding region runs from base 16 to 690 and encodes 224 amino acids. The record is from RefSeq and is a predicted model, not a curated record. Gene Ontology annotation, biological process: monoatomic cation transport.
GUCGCUUCGUGUCCGAUGCGCCAGCCAUGCGACCCAAGCUUUCUUGAAGAAGGAUGGACUGAGAUGCACGACGGAGUCGUUCCCCCGUAUCCACUCACAGAGCGCGAUCCUGCGUACGACGCCGUCGUGUUCCAUCACCUAUCGUCCGUCGAACGUGCAAGGCGACGUGUGCUGUCGCUUGUGAUCACGUUUACUAUAGAGAUGCUUGUGGCGUUUGUCAUUUCGAGGCAUACAGCGACGUUGCGAACGUACCCGCUUCUCAUGUCGUUCAUGCCUGUGAUCUCGGCAAUCUCUGGCAAUGUCGGGUUGCAGUCGUCGAGCAUCAUGACGCGAGCGUUAGCGGUCGGCCUUGUGACAACGAAAGAUUCGGCUCGAGCGAUUGGGCGGGACGUGUCGUCGGCCGUGGUGCUUGGCCUUGUCCUGGGCUUCGUGACAGGCAUCGUGGCCGGAAUGUGGCAGAACUGGGUCGUGUUUGGCGUCGUCGUAGGAAUUGCGCAGUUUUUAUCGAUCGUCACGGCCGCGCUCACGGGGAGUGCCGCGCCGCUGAUAGGCAAGUGGCUGCAUUUCGACCCCGCCACAUUUGCGGGGCCCAUGGAGACAGCGAUCCAAGACGUUGUCGGGAACUCGUUCUUCUUAAUCCUCGCCAGCGGCAUGCUCGACUACUUUGCCCACGUUGGCCAUCGACGCUAAACAUUGUAAAAUACACUAUUCCAUACGCA